Anisakis simplex (herring worm) is the source of this 1266-nucleotide messenger RNA. Lineage: Eukaryota; Metazoa; Nematoda; Chromadorea; Rhabditida; Anisakidae. The record is from the annotation of a GenBank genome assembly.
AUGGCUCAUUGGUUCCACAGGAAUCCGAUUAAGACCAGCAGCCCGGUUAAAUUUGAGUUGAAAGCAGUUCUGACGAGUGAAGAGAGCAAGAAUAUUUGCGGCAAACUUUGUGCCGCUAGGAUGAAUUUGUUAGAAUGGUUCACUGAUGCAAGUUACGAUCUGAAAAAAGUCGACGAUGAAUUCAACCACUAUUUGGCGUUAUUCACCGGUUUUCUGAUGACUAUAGGGCCGUCAGGACCCGAAAUUGGUAAAGCAAGUAAGUUGGCUCCAGUGAUCAAAUUCAGAUGGACAAAUUCUAUGCUGGGAUCGACUGCGAUAGUGUACAGCGAUACUUGGUUUGAGGCGUUGAAUAUGAUUAUGAAUAUGGCAUUAUGGCUGACCAAACAUGCUGCGUGGGUAGCAGCUAAAGAUGAAGUUCAGGAAACUGAAGCAAAACAGGUGCACACGGCUUUAAGGCGUGCCGCCGGAAUGUUUCAGUUCGUCUCCGAGAACACUGGCAAAAUUGAUGGAGGAUCAUCGAUAGCUGGAUCAGAUUUUGAUCCUGCGGUGUUACAAGCAUACAUCCAUCAGUGUAAGGCUGAAGCACAAGAGAUCACAGUUGCGAGAGCCAUUGAACUGAAGCACAGUCCAAGAUUAAUCUCAGCUUUGGCUAACCAGACCAGUCAAUUUUUCACAAAAGCCGAUACGAAUUUGGAUAGGUUGGACGCAGAGAUAUUCGGUAAAUGGCGUUUGUAUGUGCAGUUGAAAGCGCAGUUCUACCUAGCUUAUGCGUAUGCAUUCUUGGGUGAAAGUGUAUUGGCUGAGCACAAAUGUGGCGAAGCGAUGCGUGCUUGUAAAGAGGGUAUUUCGUGCUAUCAGGUAGCGAUUGAUUUCGCUGAAAAAUACUCAAAAGCUAUUGGACCUGGUAUGCAAGCACAACCACAACAGCAUCUAUUCUUCCGACGAAUCGAACCACUGCUCAAGAGACAUCUGGACAAGGCUGAACGAGAGAAUACGGUAAUUUACCAUCAGAAAGAAACCGACGAUUGUCCAGAACUUGCCGAAAAACCGACACAUGGUCUUGUCAAGCCUGAACCAUUCAAUUUACCGGCUCCAGAUAAGGGAUGGAACCUCAUCACUUAUACAUCAUUCGAUCUUUCGAAAGCAACGAUGCCAGAUUUCUCGAAGAUUAGAAAAAGCAGCAAGAAACUAACACCGGUUCAUGAGAAGAAACUCUACGCGACCGAUCGUGAUCCGGACAAUGACAGUGGAUGUGUUCUGUCCUGA